AUGGCUGCCUGGUACGUGUUGAUCCCGGUCGUCACCGCCUUCUACGCCAUUCUGACGUGCGGCAAGAAGAAGUCGACGCAGAAAGCGCAAAGCACCUCCGACGCAGCCGCCGCGGCCCCCGCCGUGCCGGCCCUCGAUCGAUUCGCCAUUACCGACCUGAAGAAAGUCGACAUCAACGAACCCGACGCCGAGAACGAGGCCAAAGUUAAAUUUGACAAUGAAGUCUGGAAGCCGAAGGUGACGAUCAAGUCGAUGACGAUCACCGAGGCCAACUACAAGGACGCCCUCAAGCGGUUCAACGGCGGUCCCGUCCGGCAUGAGGACCCGCCCAAGCAGCUCCCAAAACAGAAGCCGAAGAAAGAUCUGAAGGUGAAGCUGAUGGAGAAGUGCACGGUGUACAUCGUCUACAAGGAGGACGCGUGCCGGGCCGGCGAGAAGGACAUUGCAGAUACGGUAGACGAAGAGCUGCCGGCCGACAAGAACUCGUCGGACGAGAAGAAGCCGAGCUCGUCGGAGGAGAAAUCGGGCGAAGUCAAGAAA
Molecule: messenger RNA, 540 nt
Organism: Mesorhabditis spiculigera
Lineage: Eukaryota; Metazoa; Nematoda; Chromadorea; Rhabditida; Rhabditidae
Source: the annotation of a GenBank genome assembly